This is a messenger RNA of Mesorhabditis spiculigera, 738 nucleotides long. The record is from the annotation of a GenBank genome assembly. NCBI's taxonomy places the organism in Eukaryota, Metazoa, Nematoda, Chromadorea, Rhabditida, Rhabditidae.
AUGUUUGCGAUUCUGUUGGGACCGGAGAACUUCAACCUUUUGGUGGAGGGAAGUGACUCACUGCGUCUGCUUAACCUGGUGGCAGAUUCCGGUUUUUACUUCUUCCCUAUAUUUACCGCAUAUAGUGCUUCUAAAAAGUUUGGUGCAAAUCCGGUUCUUGCCUUGCUGCUGUCUGGAAUUAUGAUUCAUCCAGAAAUUCUCGGUAUUGUAGAAGCGGGUCAACCGUUUUCCAUCUUUGGUAUCCCGAUGCAGCUGGUUAACUAUACUAAGGCUGUACUUCCUAUUAUCCUGAUUGUCUGGAUCAUGGCUGGCGUUGAAAAGUGGUUGCAGAAGGUCAUACCUGAUAUGCUGCGUAUUGUCGCUAUCCCAGUUCUAACUAUGUUCAUCAUGUUGCCACUUGCGUUUUGUGUCCUAGGUCCCUUAAGCGAUAUCGUUAUGGGAUAUGUAGCAGAUUUCAUCGUCUGGUUGGCCGAUGUUGCUGGGCCACUUGCCACUGCUGUAAUUGGAGCCACUUGGGCUUUAAUCAUCGCAACCGGUAUGCAUGUACCUAUUUUUACAGCGAUGUUACCCGCCAUAAUAACGGUUGGUUAUGACCCGAUCCUCUACCCAGGCACCCUGGCACAGGCUUAUGCGAUCAUGGCGCUUGCACUCGUCUAUGCCCUACGUGCCAAAUCAAAGGAGAACAAGGAACUUGGCUGGAGCACAUUCUCUACCUAUAUGCUGGGCAGAGCGGCCUUG